Coniosporium apollinis CBS 100218 is the source of this 1134-nucleotide messenger RNA. RefSeq lists its product as uncharacterized. Bases 1 to 1134 code for a protein of 377 amino acids. The record is from RefSeq and is a predicted model, not a curated record. Lineage: Eukaryota; Fungi; Ascomycota; Dothideomycetes. The transcript has 5 exons.
AUGAGUGACGGAGCGCUUGACGGAGCGGCACAGAAGCCUGCGGUCCUUAUCAUCGGAGGCCUCGGCUACAUCGGCCGCUUCCUCGCCCUCCACAUCCACCAGCACAACCUCGCGUCCAAAGUGCGGCUCGUCGACAAGCACCUCCCAGAGCUCUCAUGGCUAGCGCCCGAGUUCAAAGACGCGUUCUCGCGGGACAAUUUCAUGCAGGCGGAUGCCUCUCGAGAGCAAUCCCUCCCCCGCAUCUUCGACCGCGCCUCCGGCCGCCAAUUCGACUACGUCUUCAACUGCGGCGGCGAAACGCGCUACUCGCAAGAAGACGAAGUCUACAAAGUGCGCUCGUACGCGCUGUCCAUGGCCGUAGGGCGCGAAGCCGCGAAGCGCGGGAUCAGAUGUUUCGUCGAGUGCAGCACGGGCAUGGUGUACAAGCCCGACUCUGUCCCGCGGAAAGAAACCGACAAGCUGAAGCCCUGGCUAAAGCUCGCGAAGUGGAAGCUGCAGGCGGAGGAGGACUUGGCGAAGAUCGAGGGGUUGAACCUCGUGGUGCUGAGGCUCGCGCAUGUGUAUGGGCCGUAUACGGCGAAGUUUUUAGGGACGGCGCUGUGUAUGGCACGGGUGUACCAGGAGCUGGGGAAGGAGCUGAAGUGGCUGUGGAAGGAGGACCUGAGGACGAACCUGGUGCAUGUGGAGGAUGUGGCACGCGCGUUGUGGACGGCGGCGGAGUGGUAUGUGGAGAAGACGCCACAUCCUUCGCCGCCGGUGUUCAACAUUGUGGAUCAUGGAAAUACUUCCCAAGCAAAAAUGGCGCAGCUCAUCCACGAGAUCUUCAACAUACCCACCGGCUUCUACGGCACCAUCAUCUCCGCCUUCGCGAAGCUGCACCUCGACGGCGUGGUCGACGAUGUGAAUGACGAGAACCUGGACCCGUGGGCUGAGCUGCAGGCGAAAGCCGGGAUCACGCAGACGACACCGCUGAGCCCAUUCAUGGAGAAGGAGCUGCUGAAAGACACCGAUUUGAGCAUGGACGGGGGCAAAUUCGAGCGGGAGACGGAGUUUCAAUACCGCCAUCCACAGAUCACAAAGGAGGAGAUCGAGUCCGUGAUUGAGAGCUACCGGAGACAAGGGUGGUGGCCUUGA